GUGUAUUACCACUUCUUAAACGGGGGAGGGGGGCUUGGCAAAUGGAAUCUCUUUGUAUGAGUUUGCAGCGAAGUACAAGAAACAAUUCCGAAAACCUUCCAAUGCCCUGAAGUGAUUUGAAGGCGAACAGGACUUCCGAUCAUCAACAAAAACGGUGAUAAUUCCAAUGUAAUAAGAUUUCUGAUUUCUCUAACACUCGGUGAAAUUAAUAGUACGGCCACCAAGUGUCACAGGUCCUGAAUCUGCUGUCUUUGAUCGUGGAGGUGAAGGUCCGUAUUAAAUUUGUUUGAAAUUGAUUUCGAUUUUGGAUGAUUAGUUCGUAUCAAUCAUUUGAAGAACUCAUAUCAGAUAGAUAUAUGUUUUUCGAUUUUGAUUUUCGAGUAUUGUUUGGUGUGUCUAUGUAUAUCUUGGAGUUUGAUGUGAGAAAGCUAAGUUGAUCUCUUGGUGUCGAACUAGUUUUAAAAUUGACUGAGAUGGUUUGAAAUCAAUGGUAUCGGUGUCAAGAAUCGAAGAAUGGAUUUUGAUUUUGAAGGGGGAAGGAUUACUGAUUAAGUGUUUCUUACUUUCUUUGAUCAUUAUUUCACUUCUUUCUAAGGAUCUUGCAAAGGCAAAAACAAUCAGCAACUUGUCUUAACUCAGCAAUGGAUUCUUCUGCAAAAUCAUUCAAUCCAAACAAACAUUUGAAAGAACAAUUUGUGAGCGACCUAACUGGAUCUUCCAUGGUUGAAGUUUUUGUACUUUCAGCAAUAUUUUCUAUGCUUAUUCUCCUGCGACAUACCAUCGGCAUCUACAACAAAAUAGUUGCAUCUCUAGAUGAAAAAACUUCAUCAAAGAAAAAAACAGUUGGCUCAAGGGCUUACAUCAUCAGAAUGAUAGUAGAUUUCCUCUCCAUUGUCCUUCCCAUCACUCUGGUUUCUACAGUUCUAUCAGAAUGGAGUUACACGAUUGGGGUUGUAUUUGUAUUGGUGUUGUUUAUCUAUUUUGCAUAUAAGAGAGAUGGAUGUUGGUAUCAGGAAGAAGGGGUUCAUUCUCUUAGGGAAUGUGUAUCAUCAUACAGGGUUUCAUUGAUGCUUAUCACAUGUGUUUGUAUUUUGGCUGUUGACUUCAACAUAUUCCCUAGAAGAUAUGCUAAAACCGAGACUUAUGGGACCAGUUUGAUGGAUGUUGGGGUAGGUGCAUUUGUUUUUGCAAAUUCAUUGGUUUCACGUCAAGCUCGGGGAAUUUCUACAAUGGGUUUAAACUUAAAAAGUGCACUCUCCUCUACCAGCCCACUACUAGUGCUAGGGUUUGCUAGACUUGUUUUUACAUCUGGUGUUGACUAUCAGGUUCAUGUGGGAGAAUAUGGUGUUUACUGGAACUUCUUCUUCACACUUGCUGGUGUAGCAGUGCUGACAUCACUUGUCAAUGUCUCUCCAAACUAUUGUGGGCUUUUAGGUUCAUUGGUACUAAUAGGCUACCAAAUCUGCCUAAUCAGUGGAUUGAACGUGUAUCUGCUCUCUUCUGAAAGAGGAGCAGACAUCAUCAGUCAAAACAAAGAAGGAAUCUACAGCAUAUUCGGAUAUUGGGGGCUGCAUCUUAUUGGUGUUUGGUUAGGCAACAAUCUUUUGUUUGGGAAGAAUAUGAAAACUAAUGAUUCGGCAAGAAAGAGAGUUUGGAUUCUAUUUCUUUUCUUCUGGUGUUUGACCUUGAUUCUGGACAGUUAUGUUGAAAGACCUUCGCGUAGAAUGUGCAACCUGACAUAUGUCACCUUCGUAUUGGCUACAAACCUACAGACCUUGGGAAUAAUAAUGCUCUCUGGUGGUAAAAAGGUGUCACUACUGGAACAAGCAAUCAACCGAAACUUGCUAGCGGUUUUCAUUGUGGGAAAUUUAUUAACAGGAUUAGUGAAUUUAUGGAUGAAUACCCUGUUUGUGUCUCCAGUCACAGCACUAUUUAUAUUAGUUGCAUAUGGUUUUAUUAUUUGUUGUGUUGCUGGAUUUGCAGAUUAUAAUGGUAUUAAGUUAAAGUUUUGGUAAAGUAGUUGUAAUAAACCAAUUUUCUUUUUGUUGUGUUAACUGUUAACUAUAUAUACCUUGAGGAUUUGAAGCCAAA
Messenger RNA from Lactuca sativa (garden lettuce), 2091 nucleotides. The record is from RefSeq and is a predicted model, not a curated record. NCBI's taxonomy places the organism in Eukaryota, Viridiplantae, Streptophyta, Magnoliopsida, Asterales, Asteraceae.